Messenger RNA from Eucalyptus grandis, 615 nucleotides. Its product is annotated as RING-H2 finger protein ATL79-like. Bases 1 to 615 code for a protein of 204 amino acids. Gene Ontology annotation, molecular function: transferase activity. Lineage: Eukaryota; Viridiplantae; Streptophyta; Magnoliopsida; Myrtales; Myrtaceae. The transcript has a single exon. Gene Ontology annotation, biological process: protein ubiquitination. The record is from RefSeq and is a predicted model, not a curated record.
AUGGACACGACCCCGGGAGCCGCCGUACGCACCGUGGUCGUCCACCUCCUCGCGCCACCGCCGGCGGCGUGCGGCCUCAACGGCUGCAGGUGGCGGACGACGAAUGUCCCCUCCUCCUUCUCCUCCUCCGGCGACAUCCUGACCUACGUCAUCGUCCUCGUCCUCUGCUUUCUCCUCUGCGCCCUCGCCCUCACCUUCGCCGUCCGCUGCUUCCUCCGCGGCCAGCCGCCGCCGCUGCCGCUGGGCCACCCUCCUCCUCUGGCUGGCCAGGGCGAGGCCGAGCCGAAGCCCGCCGGCGAGGCGGCCGCGCCCCCGCUGGCGGCGGCGGCGCUGAUGGUGUUCUCGCCCGGGGUGGAGCUGGCCGGCGCGGAGGCGGACUGCGCGAUUUGCCUGACGGAGUUCGUGGGAGGGGAGGAGAUCCGGGUCCUGAAGAGCUGCAGGCACGGGUUCCACGAUCAAUGCAUACAGAGGUGGCUGUCUUCGAAGACGUCUUGCCCGACCUGCCGCAGCAGCUGCGUCGUCCAUUGCGCGGAGGACGAGGACGGCACCGCCCACUGCUCUGAAAAUGGCGGAACGGCGGCUUCUCUUCCUCAGAGAGUGGCAGAGCAAGUUUGA